Molecule: messenger RNA, 761 nt
Organism: Chaetomium strumarium
Lineage: Eukaryota; Fungi; Ascomycota; Sordariomycetes; Sordariales; Chaetomiaceae
Exons: 1
Coding region: 134-604 (156 amino acids)
Biological process (GO): protein phosphorylation
Molecular function (GO): protein kinase activity; ATP binding
Source: RefSeq, a predicted model, not a curated record
GGCAGUGGACAACCAGACCGGGGGUGAAGGAGCCAGCGCUUUUCUGGGUCAUGAUGUUGUUGGGAGAGUCGGGGGAUAACGCUCGAGAAAGCCGUUCCCUACAGGGCGCAGGUGAGGAUAUCAGAGCCUUUGUAUGUCUGGGCCGGCUGGGGUUCUAGCUUCUAUAUGGAAAGGCGCGUACGACAGUAUGAUUUAUAUACCUCGACGCCGGCUGUUUAUACCAACGCCAUAUUUGAGUCCUACAAGUGCCGUCACACAGGCGGGAGGAAGAACAAACGGCAGGAUUGGAUUACCACACCAGCAGCAAUGUCUGAGUUCACCAUCGCCAUCCGCCGCAUCCCACAGCCUGGUCCGCUACCACGGCUACCGCGUGCCCGGCGACAAACUCUGGGACAGCCUCCAAGCCGGAAGGAUGGUCGAUAAGGACCCUUUCCUGGCCGCCCUGACCUCGGCUGUGGACCACCUCCGGAACGUCGUCGGGCUUGUCCACAACGACAUCCAUCCCGGCAACAUCAUGGUCAACCCUAGCGGCGAGCCCACCUUGAUUGACUUGGGCGCGGCCUACCCGGAGGGGGAAGGGAUGACAGAAGGCAUACCCUACUAAAACACAAGACUAACGAGAGCUAAAUAGCUUUGGUUGCUGGGGCGCGGACCCCCUGGAAACAUGGACCCCGAGACGCACUUCGACGGCCCGCUGACGGCGUCCUCGACGUCGAGGAAGUCCCGGGAUCUCGCCUCCUUGAAACCUGCCGAACAGAACG